Messenger RNA from Puccinia graminis f. sp. tritici CRL 75-36-700-3, 444 nucleotides. Its product is annotated as 60S ribosomal protein L42. Bases 1 to 444 code for a protein of 147 amino acids. Gene Ontology annotation, cellular component: cytosolic large ribosomal subunit; ribosome. The record is from RefSeq and is a predicted model, not a curated record. The transcript is spliced from 8 exons. Gene Ontology annotation, biological process: translation. NCBI's taxonomy places the organism in Eukaryota, Fungi, Basidiomycota, Pucciniomycetes, Pucciniales, Pucciniaceae. Gene Ontology annotation, molecular function: structural constituent of ribosome.
AUGGGCCUGUCAGCGAGUGCUGGAUGCGGGCAGUCGAGCCGAUACACCGACCGGGCACCUCAAGGACGACGACACUGGGCAACCUUCGGCCACACUUCAAAGCUCUCGGAACGUCUUCUCAUCAUGGUCAACAUUCCUAAGACCCGACGGACUUACUGCAAGGGGAAACAAUGCAAGAAGCACACCCCCCACAAGGUCACCCAAUACAAGACCGGCAAGGCUUCGCUUUUCGCACAGGGUAAGCGUCGUUACGACCGAAAGCAAUCCGGAUACGGAGGACAGACCAAGCCUGUGUUCCACAAGAAGGCCAAGACCACCAAGAAGGUCGUUCUUCGAAUGGAAUGCACAGUAUGUAAAUACAAAAAGCAGGUUGCCUUGAAACGAUGCAAACACUUUGAACUCGGUGGUGACAAGAAGACAAAGGGUGCUGCUCUCGUGUUUUAA